Molecule: messenger RNA, 1065 nt
Organism: Babesia sp. Xinjiang
Lineage: Eukaryota; Apicomplexa; Aconoidasida; Piroplasmida; Babesiidae
Exons: 1
Coding region: 1-1065 (354 amino acids)
Source: RefSeq, a predicted model, not a curated record
AUGAUUCUCCAGGGUUUAUUCUUCAUCGCCAUUCAACAGUUCCUUCUCGGUAUAUCGCUAUAUAGUGUUAUCCACUAUUUGCAUCCGAGCAUGACCCAGUUAGCAUGGUUAUUGUUUGGUGCUAAUGCGAUAUCUGCGGUGCUUGGUUUUUUCGGAGCUCUUAAAAGGAAUAUCGUCAUUGAGUGCGUAUACCUGGUAUUCUACUUUUUAGCAUUGUUGCUUGUGUUCCUCACGGUAUUGGACAUGGCUGAGCUGGUACACCUGUUGCCCAAGGGACCACAGAUGAAGGAUGUCUACAACUUUGCAUCAAUGAGGUACGCACCAAUACUCAGGGCAGGGCAUCCGCAUGUGUUCCUGAAGCAACGGGAAGAACCAUUUGAAUUGGAUGAUCAUUAUGACUUUGAAGCCGAUGAUGAUGAAGACCCUGAUAUGUACCCUGAGGAGCUAUUGGACGCGGAUACCGACGCCUCCACCGACCUAGAGGAUAUAAUGUCAUUGAAAACACCGGAAAAGACAGGGCAAACAUCGCCACCUAACCAAAGUGAUGUAACAUCCAAGGUAACUGGCGAUAUAAACUCAAAGGGUCCUAUCGAGGGCACCAAGACAGAACAAGGCGCCACUGCUGACGCCAAGGGUACUGAAGAGACUAAAUCUAUCCAUAUUCACCAGUCUAAGGGGAAAGGUCAAGUAAAUGAGAAUGUCAAUAAGCUGGGAGAACAACCAAUUAUAGCUGAGCCUGUUAAGGGUGCACAGAAUGAUUCUCUAUAUGACCAUAUUCCUUUGGUGCCACAUUUCGGUGAGACUGAAGGUGAAGCUGAAGAGGUAUCAAAGGACGAGCUUCCCCCGGAGACGCAUGACCUGACACCUGAGGGUAUCUCUGAAGUUGUUGCCAUCUACAAAAUACAAAAGAGGCCACUCAAAAUGGCAGCAGCGGGGUUACUCACUAUAGCAUUGAUGUUCAAUGUAUACUGCUACUGGGUGGCUGUUACAUUUGUCCUGAACAAGUGUACCUGCCUGGAUGAGCUGGUGUCUCACCCUGAGCAGUUCACACCACUGAUCGAUUGA